Messenger RNA from Saccharomyces cerevisiae S288C, 660 nucleotides. It is a transcript of the gene TRS23, whose product is annotated as TRAPP subunit TRS23. Gene Ontology annotation, cellular component: endomembrane system; Golgi apparatus; phagophore assembly site. The record is from RefSeq and is marked reviewed. Gene Ontology annotation, biological process: Golgi vesicle transport; vesicle-mediated transport. NCBI's taxonomy places the organism in Eukaryota, Fungi, Ascomycota, Saccharomycetes, Saccharomycetales, Saccharomycetaceae. Bases 1 to 660 code for a protein of 219 amino acids. The transcript has a single exon.
AUGGCCAUCGAAACAAUACUUGUAAUAAACAAAUCAGGCGGACUAAUCUAUCAGCGGAAUUUUACCAACGACGAACAGAAAUUGAACAGCAAUGAAUACUUAAUUCUUGCUAGUACACUGCACGGUGUAUUCGCCAUCGCGAGCCAGCUGACUCCGAAGGCAUUACAGCUAACUCAACAAACGAACAUCGAAAAUACCAUCCCAUAUAUACCUUACGUGGGCAUGUCCAGCAAUAGGAGCGAUACAAGAAAUGGAGGUGGCAAUAACAACAAACACACUAAUAAUGAAAAACUGGGCAGUUUUAAAGGAGAUGAUUUUUUCAAAGAACCAUUUACGAACUGGAACAAGAGCGGAUUGAGACAACUAUGCACGGAUCAGUUCACGAUGUUCAUAUAUCAGACCCUAACCGGCCUGAAGUUUGUCGCUAUCAGCUCCAGCGUCAUGCCCCAGAGACAGCCAACUAUAGCCACCACCGACAAGCCUGACCGACCCAAGAGUACAUCCAAUUUGGCCAUCCAAAUAGCCGACAACUUCCUAAGGAAGGUUUACUGUUUGUAUAGUGACUACGUCAUGAAAGACCCAUCUUACUCAAUGGAAAUGCCUAUAAGAUCUAACCUGUUCGACGAAAAAGUCAAAAAAAUGGUAGAAAACCUACAAUAG